GGAUGUGACUCCGUAGUUGUGCUGAGGAGUGGGGACUCCACCCCUCAUGCUCAUCCUCAAGACAAAAAUCAGGUGCACACCGUGAACGGAGUUCAGACGCCGUCUUGUCACGCAAGUUCCCACUAAUACAGCGGGUUUAAACCAUCAUUUGUGGGGCAAAAACAUCACCGUUUUUGCCGAUGGAGGCCUUUUAAUAUCUUUCUGACUGCAAGGUGGCCUGAAGAAAAUUAACCAAUAUGAGCUGGGGGGCGUUGUAUGCCCAGCUGGGCGGCGUGAACAAGCACUCCACCAGCCUUGGCAAGAUAUGGCUGUCCGUCCUCUUCAUCUUCCGCAUCACCAUCCUGGUGCUGGCCGCCGAGAGCGUCUGGGGAGACGAGCAGGCGGACUUCACCUGCAACACGCAGCAGCCCGGCUGCAAGAACGUGUGCUACGACCACUUCUUCCCCGUCUCGCACAUACGCCUCUGGUGCCUGCAGCUGAUCUUCGUGUCCACGCCGGCGCUGCUGGUGGCCAUGCACGUAACCUACCGCAAGCGCGGCGUCAAGAAGGACCUCAUGGCCGCGCGGGGAGACAAAGCCAACGAGGGCGACCUGGAGAGCCUGAAGAGGAGGAGGCUGCCCAUCACUGGCCCCCUCUGGUGGACGUACACCAGCAGCUUGUUCUUCCGUCUGAUCUUUGAGGCCGGCUUCAUGUACGCCCUCUACUUUCUCUACGAUGGCUUCCACAUGCCCAGGCUGGUGAAGUGCGAGCAGUGGCCCUGUCCCAACAAGGUGGACUGCUUCAUCUCGCGCCCCACGGAGAAGACCGUGUUCACCAUCUUCAUGGUGGGCUCCUCGUCCAUCUGCAUAGUGCUUAACGUGGCGGAGCUGGGCUAUCUGAUCGUCAAGGCCCUGAUGAGGUGCUCGGCACGCAUGGCACGGAAGAAGCACGCCUACACUCACCCAGAAAAUGCAUCCAAAGACAAGGCUUACUUGCAGAACAAAAAGAAUGAGAUGUUACUGUCAUCCUCCACUGACUCCAGCACUGGCAAGGCGGUCUAAGCCCUAGCAACGUGACCUUUGCCCCUGAAGUAUAGGCCACCAAGGAUUACAUGAAAGUAUUCAGUAUUUUAAUAUUUUGGAGGUUUUCUUUUUGUUGUUUUUGUAAAUUUUAUUUCCCAUUCAUAUUUGAAUUUACAAAGUGCCAGAUUUGGGAAGGCCACAUGAAAGUUUAAUCAACUUUGUUACUUUUAGCUUCAUCUUCUGUGUAGAUGGAGUGCAUGUAUUUAGACAAGCAAUGAAUGUGGUUAUGUGGUUUACAUGAAUGAAAUGAAGGUAAUUUGUAUAAUAAGCCACCCCACCCCCCUUACCCAAGUUACAUGAGCCUACAAGCAGGCAUGUGCAAUGGACUUGCAGUGGCAUCUAGUGGUAAAUAUCAGACAUUAUCAUUUUACAACAGUUGAGUGUUCUUGUUAGAGAAGGUCCAAUGCCAACUGACUUAAGACGUUGUCAUAGAAAAACGAAGCUUCUUUCCAUCAUUUGAUGUGUGUUGCAUACUGAAAUGCAUAAAUAGUCUGCCUUAGAGUUUGCCAGGAACAUUUUAAAGAUAUACAUCAGUUUCUUGGGCAUGAUGUGUUCUGUUAAGGUUUUAGUUGUUCAAGAUAUCCUUCAAAGACUUUGCCAGUUCUGUCAUUUAUUUGAGACUAAUUCCAAAGAAGUAUUUAGUUUCAUUAAUAAACUAAAAUGUGGCAUUAGUGCAUGUGUUAAAUGCAGUUCGUAUGUGCCAUAGCCUUAAAAUAAUGAAGACUGAGAUCUCCAUUCCAGCUUUUAUUGCAGAAGAUGGAAAACAUUCCAAAAUAUAGACAAGUUAUUACAUCAGGUGAAGCUGGCCACAUCUUAGUAAUUCGAGUGAGUUCCAUCAGUUUUAACAACUUAACAUAUCUAGUUUGCAGUCUUAAGGCGAGAGGUCAGAAAUGUCAAAGACGUAUCAUCUGUGAGUUAAGGUAUACCAUGCUCAACCGUUUAUUUUAGCGCUGGACUUGCUUUUCUGCACGCUACCAUGUGUGUUUCCUUGAGCGCUUGUCACAACUCUGAAUAGGCCAUGGAAAUGCAUGACUGGAAUUAACCCUGCACUAUGCUACAUACACAAUGGAAAUUAUUCUCCCGCCACCCAAAGUCUUAAUAGUGACACCUGUGGUGGGAACCGAUGAUUUGAUCACGUAAGCUAUCAUUUAUGUCUUCUGUUAUUGCGAGCAAUUGCUUGCUCGUUUUACAACCGUUUAGCCUACUCCAGUAGGAGGGACUUUUAUUUCGUUUUAUUCAUUUUUCUUUAAAUGAUUAUCCAUUGUAUCAUCUGGAAAAAGGUAGGCCCACAUUGGGUUUACACAAAUACUGAGACUGUCAUACAUUUGUAGCGUAGCUUAUAGAGAGAAACAAUCAAAUCCCAUUACAUUUUAAAAUCAGAAUGCAUUGAUGACUUAUAAAUGAAGGAGGCCAGGACGUUUUGUAUGUAUGACUGUUAGUUGCACUGCAUUUUAAUCUGCAUUUCGCUCUGCCAUAGAAUCAUGUCUACAAUUAAAAGAGAAAGAAGAACUAAA
This is a messenger RNA of Clupea harengus (Atlantic herring), 2575 nucleotides long. RefSeq names its product gap junction protein beta 8 (gene gjb8). Gene Ontology annotation, cellular component: connexin complex. The record is from RefSeq and is a predicted model, not a curated record. Gene Ontology annotation, biological process: gap junction-mediated intercellular transport; cell-cell signaling. NCBI's taxonomy places the organism in Eukaryota, Metazoa, Chordata, Actinopteri, Clupeiformes, Clupeidae. Gene Ontology annotation, molecular function: gap junction channel activity.